CAGAAAUCCUCCACCACCCCCACGUCUCCACAAAAACUUGUGCUACAAAUACUUACACGUCGCCCCUCUCUAAUUCCCACCACUCACUGAGAAGCACCCAGCAGCAACAGCCGGCUAGGCCACCGUACGGACCCCGGAGCAGCACACAUGGCAUCCACGAUCAUGGCCGCCGCCUCCCGCGCCGUUGUGGCCAAGACCCCGUUCCUCAGCGGCCAGGGCCGCGCCGCCAGCGCCACCCCCCUCCGCGACAUCGCCGCCGCGGCCAACGGCAGAAUCACCAUGGGCAACGACUUGUGGUACGGCCCGGACCGCGUCAAGUACCUGGGCCCCUUCUCCGCGCAGACGCCGUCGUACCUGAACGGCGAGUUCCCCGGCGACUACGGCUGGGACACCGCCGGGCUUUCUGCCGACCCGGAGGCGUUCGCGAGGAACAGGGCGCUGGAGGUGAUCCACGGGCGGUGGGCGAUGCUUGGCGCUCUUGGGUGCGUCUUCCCCGAGGUGCUCCAGAAGUGGGUGGGCGUCGAGUUCAAGGAGCCCGUCUGGUUCAAGGCCGGCUCGCAGAUCUUCUCCGAGGGUGGCCUCGAUUACCUUGGGAACCCCAACCUCGUCCACGCGCAGAGCAUCCUUGCCGUGCUCGGCUUCCAGGUCCUUCUCAUGGGUCUCGUUGAAGGGUUCCGCAUCAACGGUCUCGAUGGCGUCGGCGAGGGCAACGACCUCUACCCCGGCGGCCAGUACUUCGACCCGCUCGGCCUUGCCGACGACCCUGUCACCUUCGCUGAGCUUAAGGUGAAGGAGAUCAAGAAUGGCCGUCUCGCCAUGUUCUCUAUGUUUGGGUUCUUCGUCCAAGCUAUCGUCACCGGUAAGGGCCCAUUGGAGAACCUGUUCGACCACCUCGACGACCCUGUCGCCAACAAUGCAUGGGUUUUCGCUACCAAGUUUGCGCCUGGAUCUUAGGCUGGCCGACGCGCCAUGGUGGCAUGCCAUUGUAAAGUGUAAACUACUCCCAUGUGUGUGCAAAUAGCAACGAAUGGUCGAUGUGAUCUCGAAAUUUGGAGGAUUUUUUGGUUCA
Messenger RNA from Triticum aestivum (bread wheat), 1069 nucleotides. RefSeq names its product chlorophyll a-b binding protein of LHCII type III, chloroplastic. The transcript is spliced from 2 exons. Gene Ontology annotation, biological process: photosynthesis, light harvesting. Lineage: Eukaryota; Viridiplantae; Streptophyta; Magnoliopsida; Poales; Poaceae. The record is from RefSeq and is a predicted model, not a curated record. Gene Ontology annotation, cellular component: membrane. The coding region runs from base 148 to 954 and encodes 268 amino acids.